AGGGAUUUUCGUCGGCGUAGCAAUAAAGAGCUCCUCCGAAGCUGCUUCGUUUUUUCUGAUUAAUUGAACUCAUCGAAACACCGCGUAUUUGAAAUGUCGCUGGCCACCAGCUCCGCGGCGCUUGGUGAAGCUGUACAGCGGACGGUGACUGGCGCAGCGCAGCCCGCGUUAUGGACGCCGCAGCAGCGUUGCUACCGUGAGCUCAUGCGAGCACUCCGCGGCGCCUACUACCACGACCGAUCGAAGCUCUUCUGGGCACGGCAUCGUGUUCUUGUCGAGUUCUACAAGUAUUCCCGAGUGGAAGAGGAGAAGGACGUUGCGUUGCUCGUUGGCAUCGGCGGUGAGGUCGCAGCGUUCGUGACGGAGUACAUGAAAGUCGAUGUGGGGGCCAUCAUGCAGCACAACGAGAAGAUGCUGUCGCUUCCGGUAGCCGUGGCAAAGCGCUACCGUGAGGACUAUCUGUUGCAUGAGAAGCAGCACGACUCGUGGUGUAAGCAGAAAAUACGGCUGAUGAUGGACCGGCGUCCCCCACCACCGUACCCUUUCUUCUAA
Molecule: messenger RNA, 552 nt
Organism: Leptomonas pyrrhocoris
Lineage: Eukaryota; Euglenozoa; Kinetoplastea; Trypanosomatida; Trypanosomatidae
Exons: 1
Coding region: 94-552 (152 amino acids)
Source: RefSeq, a predicted model, not a curated record